Melanotaenia boesemani (Boeseman's rainbowfish) is the source of this 1476-nucleotide messenger RNA. RefSeq lists its product as uncharacterized. The transcript is spliced from 8 exons. The record is from RefSeq and is a predicted model, not a curated record. NCBI's taxonomy places the organism in Eukaryota, Metazoa, Chordata, Actinopteri, Atheriniformes, Melanotaeniidae. The coding region runs from base 1 to 1476 and encodes 491 amino acids.
AUGACAACCAAGACCAAAAGCCACAAGGCCAUGGGAGAUGGGGAGUGGAUGUCAAGGCUGAGGGCCUUUGCCAGCACUGGAGUUUGGCCCCCAGGAGCCGGCAACAGGCCAGCGCCAAGGCAACGGAAGUGGCAUGACCUCUACCAAAAGAUUGAGAAAUGCCCCAUGCAGGCCAAAGGGCAGUCUGGCUUGUUUGGUCAGGCCAGGACCUGCAGUUGUGGGUUCCAUGCCAAGCCUGCCACCCAGUCAUCUCCUCCCUCCACAUCAUCUGCAGCUUCAGCCUCUGCUCCUGAGGCCCGGACAUAUUUGCGUCCCCCUCUAAGUCUGUCCAUGUUCACAAAAUCCCACUAUGGUGGCUCAUUGUCAUCUGCAGUGCAGCCAAAUUUGGUGAAAAGAAGGACCCCCAGUCCUUCACCUGUGAGCACCCCAGACCCCCAGCGCUUCUGUGUCGUCUGUGAGGGCCCCCAGCCCUUCACUGUCUCUCUGAGGGCCCCCAGCCCUUCUGUGUCAUCUGUGAGGACACCCAGCCCUGCACCAUCCAGGGGAAGUUCCCAGUUUGGGAACAAAACCCUGUACAAGCUGACGCAAUCUGGCGAACCGGGAGGACGUGCGUCAUCCCAUGCGGGAUCCUCAGCUUCAUUCUGGCUGCCGGGUGAGCUGAGCAAAACCAUUCCUCUGCAGGACCAGAGGUGGAUUGCCAACACCCUCUUUCACUCUGGGAAACUGCGGCCAGAUUUGAAGCUGUGGUAUGAGCCCCCUGUCCCAGCGCUCAUUUACCAUCAAACACCGACCCCAGAGCCUUUCUUCACCCAUCGCCUGAUGGUGUGGAUGCCCUACCACCUGUGGAAGGUGAAGAUCGCCUGCCCUACAUGUGGAAAGCAGUUGACAGGCGCUGGGGUCCACAAAAGGGCACGGAAGGUCCUGGACAUCGACCGGUACUACCUGCUGGUGACAGAGACACUCAGGUGCACUGUGUGUGUACAGAACCAUUUGUCCACCAGUCAGACUGUCCGGGACCAGCUGGACCUCCCUCACCAGCAAAUGUUCAGAUUAAUCCUGACCCGCAAGUACGCCUGUGACAUCCGUGUCAUCAGGCUGCUUCGGGACAGGACCCUGGGCAACAGUCCAGCGCGGCUGGUGAAGCAGCUAAGGGAGAACCAUGGGGAGGAGUGGCUCGACAGGCUGGUACACUAUCUGGGGGAGUGUGCUGAGUUUGUGGAUAAGCCAAGCCUCUUCCCGGUUGUCUGCCGGGAGCCCCCGGAGCCGAUGGACAUCCCCACCAGUCGCUGGCUGUUGGUCGUUUAUGGACGGGACAUCCUCUCAAGGUUGGACCACAUAAAGGCCAGAAUCACCUCCACGUUUGGGUCCAUCCUUAAGCUGGACUCCACCAAAAAGAUCACAAAGAAGCUGGCUGGCACCGGCAGGGGCACAGCUCUCUGGCUAACCUCCGUCAGCACGAGGUUGGCCAGAUCCUGA